AUGGCGCUCAGCCCAGCACAAGGGGAACACAGCACUCAUGUGUGUGGGCGAGUGACUUAUUCCGACAGCCUUUUCUGUUCCCUGAUAAUGAGUACUUCAUGUCCUCGCUGUAGCAAGUACAGUAUAGGCAAUGUGACAUCUUUCCUCUGGGAUGCUGCUGCUGGGCUUGUUGUGUUGUGUUCCUGUGACUCUGAGGCUACUACUAGAGACUACUAUGAGGUGCUGGGUCUUCCACAGUCUGCCACUGACAGGCAGGUCAAGAAGGCCUUCCAUAAACUGGCCAUGACAUACCAUCUAGACAGCAACAAAAGUCCCAAUGCAGAGAAGAUUUUCAGGGAGAUAGCUGAAGCAUACGAGGUGCUCUCAAACGAGGAGAAGCGGUAUGGCCAGAUGGGUCAUGAGGCCUUCCAGACUGAGGGGGAGGAUGUAAAGGGGACUGGGCCGGGCAUGGAGGGGGCCAGGACCCCUUCUACUUUAACCUGGAGGAGCUGUUCCAGGGCCUGAAUAUGGACGAGGACCUCUUUCUGGAGGAUGCGGGGGACUCCUGGAGCUUCCAGUUGGGGGGAGAGGAUGAGGAUGACCUCCAUGAGUAUCAGGCCUUCCUGGGUAGCAGCUUCUUUGACCUCUCGGGGGAUUCCUUCAGCCAGAUGGGGCUGGGGGACCAUGAGGGAAAGUAGUUCUGCUAGAUGAAAACGCAUACAGACAGCAGUGCUGAGGAAGUGUGUGAGGGGGCAUGAUCUAUCUAUGUUUUCAUAGGCUCAUAUAAUGUUUGCAGUCAGAUGGGUCGAAUGUGCAAUAAAGUCACAGUGCCCUUACAUUGAUUAUGUCUGGUGUUGAUUCUGUCACAUAACAGCACAUAGCGCCUGUAUUCCAUAGUAUAAAGUGGCCAUUGGAAACGUGAUAUACUAUUGAAUGAG
Molecule: messenger RNA, 917 nt
Organism: Salvelinus fontinalis (brook trout)
Lineage: Eukaryota; Metazoa; Chordata; Actinopteri; Salmoniformes; Salmonidae
Product: dnaJ protein homolog 1-like
Exons: 3
Coding region: 1-504 (167 amino acids)
Cellular component (GO): endoplasmic reticulum
Molecular function (GO): misfolded protein binding; protein-folding chaperone binding
Source: RefSeq, a predicted model, not a curated record